UAUAUUUAGCAAACUGUAUCCUUUAUUUUUGCUCACCGCGUCUUCAAUUUGUCAUUUUAAAACGAUUCCACGAUGCUCGGCGUAAAACACGAAUGCGAAAUCGGAACCGAACAUCACAAAAUCUACUUUCUUCCUAAUCGCGGCCUCUUUCGUAAAGCUUGUGACACGAUACAUCUUCUUCUGAUGGCAUCAGACAAACACCCAAGUGCCCGCAAGUAUUUGCGCAGUUACGUUUCAAUAAUCUCGGAAAGGCGACAUCACUUGCGCAAUCACAGACAUAUCAUUCACCCUUUAAGUAUUUUUAGAUUUUAUUGGGAGUUUAUAAUGAUCGCAACGAUAAUUUGCUUGCUCAUAUCUGUCCCGUACCAAGCUGCUUUCAGAAUGAACGAACGAUCGAUUUAUUGGACCGUUUUCAAAAAUGUCCUUCUGUUUCUUUGUUGCGUUGACAUAAUGUUUAAUUUUAUGUCAGGAUAUUUUGACAAGACGCAGCAAAUUGUCGUAAUGAAGCCGAGAAAGAUAAUAAAGGAGUAUCUGAGACGUAGUUUUCUGCUAGACCUCAUAGGCUCGCUACCAACUGACGUCGCAUUUGUCACCGUCUGGCAAGAAUACGUGGUCGCGCGUGAACUAGCAUCGCUGACGUGCGGAUUUCGCGUAUUCUCUUUAAAUUCUUACGUGAGAAACAUCGCUUACGCGCACAACGUUCCACCGACUCUCUACCAGAUGUGCUCUGCGAUCUUUUGGCUGAUAAUUGCCUUACACUGGCAGAUCUCUAUGUACUGGAUAAUACCGGUUGUGACCACUUCUUUGUAUCUACCGAAAUAUCCCCAUUACGACACCUGGUUGCAUUCCUUCAAUCUUUGGGAAGAAUCUGAAAAUCAACGACACAUGUAUUGUAUCUUACGUGCGGUUCCGAUCUUCUUCUCAGUCGACACCGUCUUCUCCGAUACCAAGCCGAAAACCGAGACCGAUCUCACGUCACUGGUGAUCUUUCAGCUCGCAGGCGGUUUACUCAUGUGGAUUCUGAUAGCUCGCGUGAGACAGUUUCACAGAACUUGCAACAGUUCGAAAUUAAAAUAUCGAGACAUGAUGGCGUAUCUGAACGAGUGCAUGAGACAUAGGCAAUUGCCGCAUCAGACACGACGUCGUAUCGCAAUCUACUACGAGUACUACUUCGUAGAGCGUUAUUUUCGCGAGCUCGAAAUCCUAAGCAGUCUGCCUGUGCAAAUGCGUCAGGAAAUUAACAUGCAGUCGUGUCGCAAACUCGUGGAGAACGUUACGUUCUUCAAGAAUCUGCCGCUUGCGUUACUUGCGCGCAUUGUCGCCUUUUUGAAGUUGGAGAUAUUUCUGGCGAACGACAUUAUCGUGAGCGCCAAUCAACCGGGCGAUUGCAUGUAUUUCAUCAGCACCGGGACGGUCGCAAUUUACACGAGCACGGGAAGGGAAGUGUGUCACUUGGAGGACGGAGCGCACUUCGGGGAGAUCGUGCUGGUGAUGCCGGCCCAGCGAAGAACAGCUUUCGUCGUCGCUGUCGAGACCUGCGAGUUGUACCGUUUGGAUCGUAUUGAUUUUACCAGAACGAUUCAUCCGUAUCCGUUGUUGUGGGAUCAAAUCAAGAAAAUAGCCAUCGAGCGACACGAGAGAACAAUGAUACUCGCCUCGCAAUAAUAGCGAUUCAAUCAAACAACAACAUUGCGCAAAGAUUGCGGUAUGUAUUUUAUUUAAAAAAAGAAAUAUUAUUUUAAUAACAAGCAAUUAAUCGCAGUAUCGACACCGUUUAG
This is a messenger RNA of Pseudomyrmex gracilis, 1778 nucleotides long. RefSeq names its product potassium/sodium hyperpolarization-activated cyclic nucleotide-gated channel 2-like. The transcript is spliced from 3 exons. The coding region runs from base 73 to 1665 and encodes 530 amino acids. NCBI's taxonomy places the organism in Eukaryota, Metazoa, Arthropoda, Insecta, Hymenoptera, Formicidae. The record is from RefSeq and is a predicted model, not a curated record.